AAAGAAAAUGUCGUUUCUGUUUUCCUCUUCCCUCCAUCUCUUACCGCCAUCAAAUCCUGCAACUUCCUUCUCUCACCACCUUCCUCCACGUAUCGCCGCGGUUCCGUCAUCUCAUCCGGUCGGCGGCGUCUUCUCUUUAGCUGCAACUUCUCUGUCUCAUUAUCCCGACGGUCACUCUCGCUGUGGACCGCUUUACUGCUCCUCUUCCGCAUCAAUGUCGGUCGAGGAAUCCACUUCAGCUUCUCAGUUGGAAGAUAGCUUGUUGUACGCGAGAGCUUUUUGGGUGAGCAGAUAUGUGAUAGCGUGGAAUGUGGAAGUUGGAAGCGGUUCGUGCUAUCUGUUUGGCAGUAAAAUGGCUACUCUGCGUGUUAAAGAUGGUGUAGUCGAAGGUUACGACGUGAAGAUUAAGCUGGAAAAAGACCGUGGCCCGCUUCCAGAAAAUGUGAUAAAAAAGUUCCCUCAUAUCCAAAACUACUGCCCUUUCACAGUCCCUCUUGGAUCGGCCGUUGAACCACUCCUCAAAUGUCAACUUGCAGUAGCCACUUUCAACUCCUAUGGUCAAUGCAACAAUAUUACUUGCCUGCAGCUACCUGGUGUUCUGGAUGACUUGUUCUCAUACGAAGGUCCUCUAGGUGCAGUUUACUCGAAAGAGGCUGUAUCACUUUACCUUUGGGCUCCAACUGCCCAGGCUGUACAGGCCCAAAUUUACAAGGAACCAGUGGGUGGGAGGCCAUUUGAAGUUAUUCAGCUUGAGGAGCUUGAUGGCGUUUGGAGAACUAAAGGACCAAAAAGUUGGGAAGGCUGUUAUUAUGAAUAUGAAGUAACGGUCUACCAUCCUAGCACAUUGAAAGUUGAAAAAUGCUUUAGUACCGAUCCUUAUUCUAGAGGGGUUUCAUCAGAUGGAAGGCGGACAUUGUUUGUUGAUCUUGGCUCUGAUGACUUAAAACCUGAGGGAUGGGAUAAAUUGGCUGAUGAGAAACCCCCAUUGCAUUCCUUUUCUGACAUCAGUAUUUAUGAGUUGCAUGUAAGGGAUUUUAGUAUAAGUGAUCAAAGUGUGCAUCCUGAUCUGCGUGGUGGUUACAUGGGUUUUACUUUGCAGGAUUCUGAUGGUAUCACUCACUUAAAGAAGCUAUCAAAUGCUGGUAUUAGUCAUGUUCAUCUACUUCCAACAUUCCAAUUUGGUGGUGUCGAUGACGACAAGUCAAAGUGGAAGUCUCUCGAUAUCGAACUUCUGGAAAAACUUCCUCCAGAUUCAGCUGAACAACAAUCAUUAAUUGCAGAUAUCCAAAACAGCGAUGGGUAUAACUGGGGGUAUAAUCCUAUUCUGUGGGGAGUACCUAAAGGAAGCUAUGCUAGUGAUCCUAAUGGUCCUUGUCGUUUAAUUGAGUUCAGAAAGAUGGUUCAGGCACUUAACCAAAUUGGCCUUCGUGUUGUGUUGGAUGUUGUCUAUAAUCAUCUACAUGGAUGUGGACCUUUUGAUCCAAGUUCUGUUCUUGAUAAGAUUGUACCGGGUUACUAUUUGAGGAGGAACAUUGAUGGUUUCAUUGAGAACAGUACCUGUGUAAAUAACACUGCCAGUGAGCAUUUUAUGGUUGAACGCAUGAUUGUGGAUGAUAUCUUACAUUGGGUAGUUGAUUAUAAGGUUGAUGGAUUUCGGUUUGAUCUUAUGGGGCAUUUGAUGACAAGUACUAUGUUGAAAGCAAAAAACGCACUGCAAAUAUUAACACAGGAAAAGAAUGGAGUUGAUGGUUCAAGUAUCUACCUAUAUGGUGAAGGAUGGGACUUCGGCGAAGUUGCAAAAAAUGGUCGUGGAGUAAAUGCAUCACAGUUCAAUCUUUUUGGAACUGGAAUUGGGAGUUUUAAUGAUCGAGUUCGAGAUGCAAUGCUUGGUGGAUCUCCAUUUGGUCAUCCUCUUCAGCAAGGAUUUGUGACUGGUCUAUUGCUCGAGCCUAAUGAUCAUGAUCAUGGUUCAGACAAAGAAGUGGAAUUCACGCUUGCUGUGUCAAAGGAUCAUAUUCAGGUUGCCAUGGCUGCCAAUUUGAGGGACUACGUUCUAACCAAUUUUGAAGGAAAGGAGGUGAAAGGAUCAGAAGUACGGACUUAUGAUGGAUCUUCAGUGGCGUAUGCUUCUUGCCCCACAGAAACUGUGAACUAUGUUUCCGCUCAUGAUAAUGAAACCCUGUUUGACGUUGUGAGUUUGAAGACUCCGAGAAACAUUACCGUGAAUGACAGGUGCAGGAUGAAUCAUUUGGCAACCAGUAUUAUUGCACUAUCGCAGGGAAUACCAUUUUUCCACUGUGGUGAUGAAUUACUACGCUCAAAAUCAAUGGAUCGNUUGGCAUAA
This is a messenger RNA of Cucurbita pepo subsp. pepo (vegetable marrow), 2344 nucleotides long. The record is from RefSeq and is a predicted model, not a curated record. NCBI's taxonomy places the organism in Eukaryota, Viridiplantae, Streptophyta, Magnoliopsida, Cucurbitales, Cucurbitaceae.